Molecule: messenger RNA, 3069 nt
Organism: Culicoides brevitarsis
Lineage: Eukaryota; Metazoa; Arthropoda; Insecta; Diptera; Ceratopogonidae
Product: 6-phosphofructo-2-kinase/fructose-2,6-bisphosphatase-like
Exons: 7
Coding region: 781-2229 (482 amino acids)
Biological process (GO): fructose metabolic process; fructose 2,6-bisphosphate metabolic process
Cellular component (GO): cytosol
Molecular function (GO): ATP binding; 6-phosphofructo-2-kinase activity; fructose-2,6-bisphosphate 2-phosphatase activity
Source: RefSeq, a predicted model, not a curated record
CGUUGCCAUUAUCAAUACGACGACGACGACGACGUGAGUUUGUAUUUGUUGCUCUCUAUCUCUGUGUACAAAUCCAGUUUUUUUUUAUUAUUUUGCUUCACAUUUAAAAACACAGAGAAACAAGUAAAUCACUCUUCAUUUGUAGAAGUUGCUUCGCUUCCGAAAGUAGAUCAUCAUCGCUAUCAGGACGAAUUUGCAGUGUGACAAUAAAAAACAGGCAAAAAUUAUUUCAACUCACAGAAAUCAGUGAAAUUUUCGAAAGAACCGAAUUUUCAAAUAGUUUCGUGUGUUGUGCAAGUUGUAACAGUGUGCGAGUCGCCUCUAAUGUGUGACACCCCGAAUAUUAUAUAAAAAACGAUAGUUGAAGAGAGUCUGCAGUAAGACACCAGAAGUCAAACAAACUUGAAGUGAAUUACUCAAAAAAAAUAUUUUACAAAAAAAAGUUAAAAAACAUUGCAACUUGCUAAAAUUACUCGUAAAAUUACCCGGCAGCAGAAAUCUGUAAUGUACAGAUCGAUCCAGACGAUAAAACUGAUAAAAUAUACUUCAUCAAAUCACUUUUCUGAACAUUUAUGAGCUUGCUUCUUUAUUGAAAAAACUUUAAUUAGUGAAAAAUCCACCUAAAUAUUAUUUUUUAAAAAAAAUUCUUGACACAAAAAAAUUUUUCUAAAAAGCUUCGAGGCAUUUAACUCAAAAAAAAAAGUUGUGCAAACUAGAAAAAAAAUAAAAUUACAAGGCAAGGCACUUAUUAUCAACACACGUAAUUUGUUUCGUAAAGUUAUGGCCCCAAUCGCAACAGCUGAUCAACAAUCUAAGGAACUUGCGAAGAAAAACAAUAAUAUUAUCAACGUGAACAACAAAAACAGCAUCAACAACAACAGCAAGAGAAUGACGGAAAAGUCUGUCGAGACGGGAUAUUUGUUUCCAAAUAUAAUCUGCGGUCCAAUGUAUUCCGGAGCAACGCCUUGCCCAAUUAGAGCGCCGCUCGUUGUUGUUGUUGUAGGACAACCGUGUCGCGGAAAAUCACUGGCGGCUCAUAAAGUUGCGCGACAACUCAAUUGGAAAGGGGAGGCUGCAAAAGUCUUCUCCGUCGAAACAAACGCCACUGCUGAAACCCUCAAAGAAAUUGGACAAUGGUUUGCCGAAGGUAACAACGUCGCCAUUAUCGAUGGCAUGCAUUUAACGCGCCAAUCUCGCCAAUUUGUCUCAAUUUUUUGCUCCGAGUUCGUUUAUCACUAUCUCAUCAUCGAAUUCACGUGCGACGAAAAAUCCCUGCACGACAACAUCGAAGACACCAUCAAAUUUUACGAAAAACAGGACAAAAACUGUGAUUGGCGUGCGAAAAUUACAAAUAGCGUGGAGCAAAACAACGGAAAAUUAGAGCAAUGCAGUCCGAGCGAAGGUCCCUUGAUCAGCGUAAACAACUCGGAGAACCCGAUGUAUCAUUCGGUGAGCGCAAAAGGCGUUCAAGGCCCUCUACAGACUUCAAUUUUGGGAAAAUUAGCAUCGCCUGUGAUCCGAAAUAAGGUUUAUUACUUCAGUCGGCACGGCGAAUCAGAUUUUAACGUUCUCGGCAGAAUUGGGGGCGAUGCAGACCUUUCGCCACGAGGACAGAAGUAUGCUGAUCGUUUACGUCGUCAAUUAGCAUCUUUGUCAGCAGCUUCAGGAACAGUUACGCCUAAAUUGAUUUGGACCUCGGAGUUUCAACGAACGAUCCACACAGCAAAAGAUAUCGCUGGACCUCGUGCUGCACUGAAAGAACUCAACGAAAUCAACGCCGGGAUCUGCGAAGGACUCACUUAUGAAGAAAUUCAAGAGAAAUUCCCGUCGGAAUUCGCGUGGCGUGAUCAAGACAAACUCAAGUAUCGUUACCCGCAUGGCGAAAGUUAUCUGGAUUUGUUACAACGCACGGAAGAUGUCGUUCUCGCGUUACUUACGACGACAGAAACGCUCGUUGUGUCUCAUCAAGCCGUUCUCAGGUGCAUUAUGGCGUACUUUACAGCUACCAAGCCAGAUGACAUCCCUUACAUCAACGUGCCAUUACACACACUGCUAGUUGUUCGCUCGCAUGGCUACAACUACGAAGUCGAAACAAUCCCACUGAAAGUCGAGUGUGUCGACACUUAUCGUUAUCAACCGAAGGACUGUUCCCUUUCCCGCACAACAACCGACGCACUGAAAACCGUUCCCGCGCAUUACGACAGUCCUCUCCAACAAACAAUCAGCUAGAAUGAGGCUUCUUCGGUAUUGUCGUUGGCUGACAGCAAACGCAAGAAACGUGAGUCGUCGUCUUCUGAGCUUCUGACCUGAUGAAAAAAAAGAAAAAAUUGACUUUAGUUUAAAAUUAAAAAAAAAAUUGUAUGUUUAGUUUUAUUUUUUGUUCGUUUUUAAGAGAUAUUAACUUUAAGAAACAGAAAAAAAUUGACCGCUAAAAAAAUCUUUGACAAAAAAAAUAUUUAAAAAAAAUUAGGAGCAAUUGUUAAAUAAAAAAAAAAAUCUUGAUACAAAAUUAAAAAAUAAAAAUAAUAAAAAGCAUUUAUUUAACAUAAAAAAGUAGAAAUGGCAUUCUAUAGCGAGCACUACUGCCUGAUUUUCAUUAAAUUGCAUUAAAUAUGCACAAAAUUGACUAUUUUUAUAAAAAUUGGCUAAAAAAAUUAAAAAAUAAAGCAAAAUUAUUUUUAAAAAAAUGUUAAAAAAUUGAAACUAACUAUGGUGAUUGUGAUAAUUCUUAAGACCAAGCAAAUAAAAUUUUAUUUUUCAGACUAAAAGAAAUUGAAACAUAUUGAAACAAUAGUGAUAAAAAAAAUGUUAAACUAAAAAAUCUUAUAAAUGUGUAGAAAGUUGAAAGUUAUGAGAUGCAUUUCAAGUCUCUCCUCUCCAUCAAAUUAAAAUUUAACAAAAAAAUCUUUGAAAUUGAAUAGAAGUUCUAUAAAAGUUGUUCAAUAUUAAAGAAGUUUAACAUAACAAAAAAAAAUUGUAGAUGAUAGGAAAAUGUUUUUACCUUCGACUCACAUUGAAAUGAAAAUAAUUGAAAAAAAUAUUUAUAAGAAAACAAAAAAUUAUUGAAAA